AGUUUUACUGAAGAAAACGCCGCACUUGAGGAAUGGGGAAUCGUAAAAGCCUUAAACAAAGAAAAAGUUGUUCUUAUUUAGUUCCAAACCCGCAUUUAAGAUAUUUGAAUUUGAAGAACAGCAAUAAAAUUCAAUCGUUGCCAAUUUUAAAAAAUGGGUCAAGAUUUCAAGACUUAAAAAGUUCUAAAACUGUUAACAAAACUGACAGAGUUGUUUUAAGUAACACCUAUGCAUUUGAUGCAUUAUCUUCUAUACUCAUGGUAUCAUAUUGUGAUAGUCAAGUGUAUUCAAAGUUAAUGGAUUCAUUCAAUGAUGAUAAGUAUUUCAAUUUAAUUUCAAGUUUAGUGAAAAAUGGAAUUACAUCCUCAACUUACACCAAAAGACUUGAAGUUAUAAAGCACUAUUUAAAACCAGAAUUACAGCUGUUGCAAUAUAACAUCACAUUUGCUAAAUGUAAUGCUACCAUGGGACAUAUUGUGAAAGCUUUGCUAAAAAAUUACCCAACAAUUGAAGAAUUUUCAAAACGUUCUUCCAACAUUUGCAUAAAAACAUCCAAGUGGCAAGUGAUGUAUUUAACGUAUCAGACUGGAAAUAGUGGAAAUUUAAGUGGCUUACAGCAUUUCUUCAAAGAAUGCACUGGUGUGGAGUAUUUGGAAUGCAGUGAGAAUUGUGAUGGUAUGAAAACUGUACAUUCAAAAAUAUCAACCCACCAUUUAUUUAUUGAUGUUUUGCAAUGGGAAGGUAAUGAUCUAACUUCAUCCAUGUGUAGUACUGAAGCAGCUAGCAUGGUUUAAGUAAAGCUGAGUGACAUUCCACAGAUACUUGUGUAUGAAAGCAUCACAUUUGAACUUUGUGGUGCCAUACAUUUCUAUAAAGGAAAAAGUGGAUUGAGAAAUUCGAUAGGCCAUUAUACAGCUUAUGCUAAAAGAGGUACGCAUAACUGGGAAUUGUACGACAAUCUCAAAAAAAGGCCAAUUCCAGUAAAGGAAAACAGUUUAAUAUUAUGUGAAUUUUUAAUUUACACAAUUUAAAUUAAAAUAUUUUUAA
Molecule: messenger RNA, 1047 nt
Organism: Acyrthosiphon pisum (pea aphid)
Lineage: Eukaryota; Metazoa; Arthropoda; Insecta; Hemiptera; Aphididae
Exons: 3
Coding region: 33-794 (253 amino acids)
Source: RefSeq, a predicted model, not a curated record